AUGGUAUUGAGUAAUGCUAGCGAUUUGGGUAGGGUCAGACUUGACUCUUGGUUUAGUGCAGGCGGCCUUGAAGUCUCAGAAGAAGCCACUCACAGGGAUACGUUAGACAGAUCAUGGUUUGAAUUUGAGAAGACUAUCUGCGGUAGAAAGCCACUUAGAUGCAUACCCACGUUUAUGCCGGGUGAUUCCAAAGGGCAUUGGAAUCAGCUUUUACGUAUCAAAUCAAUGACAACUGGCGCUACUGCAACUACCUUUGCUCCACAAAAGGAAUUAGAAGAAGUUUUUGGUAUUGUUAGAGAUCCAGAAUCUCUUGAAGAUUCUGACAUUGACGAUUUCUUGAGUAAUUCUCAAAAAAUUGAUUCACAUCAUAAAUUUGAUGAAGGGAUUACCGAAAUUCCCUUACAUAGGGAAUAUUUAUUAGUUUCGCCAAACUCUGUGUUUAAAGCUGGAGAUUCACGGCAAACUCUAUUGGAUGGUGGAAUUGUGGAUUGUCAAGUGUUUAAUACAUUACCGGGGAAGCUUGGUAGUAUCUUAUUGAUUACUACCCCUGCAGGAUAUGUUUUGAGCAUGCUAUUAGAUUUGGAAGAUAAUAAACCCAUAAUACUUCAAUAUUGGAAAUUGAGGCAAAAUAGUGGUGAUUGGUAUAUUGUUAAACAUCAAUCUGAUGAACAAUUUGUGGUUAUUAAUAAGGAAAAAGGCAUUUGCAAAUUCUUUGAAUUUAGGGAUCCUUUGCAUUUCACACUGGUAAACAAUUUAUCAAUUGAUAACACUAAAUUUUUAUCUUGUUCAUUUUUCCUCAAUACGAGUAAGUCACAUUAUUUGUUCUUUGUUCCAUCAAUUAGAUACCACCGCAUGGUUUUAUUCUGCAUUGAAUGGGAUUCCAAUCGUCCCAAAAUGAAGGAGGUCCACCAGCUCACUUAUCUCAAUGGUUAUGAAGUCAAUUACUGUGUACCUGUAGGCUAUAAUGUAUGUUUGGUAUCUGGUGGUUGUCAACACUACUUGGUAUCGGCUCAUCAAAUUAUGUCAGGAGAAACAAGUUUUCAACAUUUUGAAUCAAACUUCUUAGAGGGGCUCUGUUCGUAUUUUGAUGCCCCCAUAUUGUUGGAAAAGAUUAAGAACUGCCAUGAAGAUUUAUUUGACCAAUUCAAGAAGUGUACGGUACUGGCUACUUUUUCCGGAAACAUUGGAAUUUGCCUUUGGGAUGAAGAUGGUGAAGUAGCUUUCUAUUCAUUGACAAGAUUUAAAGGUUUGAAAGAUAUAUGCCCUGUCGAUUAUCAAGAAACCGAAAAUAAUGAAUACGAAAUUGUUGUUAUAAGUUUUGGACGAACUUUACGACUUACUCUAGAUGUUAAAUGCAUUCAACAAUUGAGUAGUGAUACAACUAUUUCACCAUUGAAUGGAGUUCUUCUCAAACAUACCAUGGAUAGUUCUACAGAGGAGAAUUCAAAACUCAUGGUGUUUUCCCCACCUAAAAACAACAGUAGAAUUCCAGCAGAACUCUGGUUGACCUCCAGUAUGGCAAUUUCUCAUCUUCAAACUUUUGCACCAGUUAAAAAAUUGCAUGGGCUUUGUAAGCUGCGACAAUUCCAAGUCUUUAACAAUUUAAAGGUUUUUAAUUGUUCGAACUUCAAUGAUAACUUAAGGGAAACUCUUUUACAAGGUUUGGAGAUCGGGAAUAAUUCUGAAGUUUAUUUAAUCAUUGCUUCAGAUCUUAUUUCGAUGUCAAAAGCAUUUUUGUUGAAUGUAACAUCUUCUGGAUCGAAUGCAAUGGAAUUGGAUGAUCUAUUGCAAAGUGUCGCUGGCGACAAUGUUGAAAUUUUUUUUUCACCUGGAGAUAAUAUGGUUCAGAUUACCAGAGAUACAGUUUAUGUCGAUUCAUUGGGUUCCUCAGAAGACGAGAAAAUUGAAAAAUAUUCUCCUGGUUGGAAAAUUGAUGGGGCCGCUUACUGUGGCACCAGAGUGAUUCUUUGGAAUAUUGAUCAAUUAAAAAUUUCCUAUAUUAACAAUAUCGAUGAAUUGAGCGAAACAACCACAUUUAUUCAAAGCGGUUUUUUCAAAGAGAUAUUACGAGGCACCAAGGAAGACUAUGAAGAAAAUCUGAAUCGAGAACCGGAGAAAUAUAAAGAUGGUCUUUGCCCUUUCUUCUUUAGCUUUGAUAUUACACAAGUGGAUGAUGGGACUGUUUUCGUUUAUCUGGCCCAUUCCCGUGGUAUGGUCAAAUACUCGUGGGAAGAUUUGUUUCUCAGUAGCGAUAGGAACGAUACUAGAAGCUUAUUGACUUGCGCACCGAAUGUCGCAUUUUUGGCAUUGAAAGAACAUGUAUAUGCUAAAAGUUGUGACGGUCACAUAAUCGGGGCGGACCAUAUAAAUUCUUCAUUUCGCAAUAUCAAUGUGGCGUAUAACGAUAGAGAUUUUCAAAUUAGACCCUUUGAUGAUAAUGCUGUUAUUAUCUUUUCCCCUCAAGAAAUCACCAUAGUUUCAAUGUCAUCAUCUUCGGAAAAUGAAGGAGAUGAUAAAUUUUAUGAAUUGAAGUUACCAUUUCAGAGUAAAGCUAAUCCCAUAUUGGAUGUUUCUGUUGAUGCAAAGAGCAAAAGGGUUUUUGUACUUUAUGCUGAUGGGUUAGAAGUAUUUGAGUUAUUCUAUUCCACGUGGAACAGUUCAAAUUACUUAUUAAGAUCUACUAAAACUUUGAAAAGGAUUUUCUUCAUAGAAAAGAUAAAUCGUAUGCUUGUGGUGAAUUUGCGUGCGAGAGAAUGGGACUGUAUCAAACUGGUUGACGGUAAAAGCCUUUCACUUGAUGCUACGGCGCUUAAAACCCCUAAGAAUUCAAAACUCGUCGAUGUUAUAGAAAUACCUAGCAACAAAGAGGAUAAAAAUGUACAUCUAUUGCUGCAUUUUGGUAAUCUACUCAAGCUGGUUCGUCUGGUACCCCAGAAGGGUAGGAUAAUUGUAAAAGUGGUUACCCAACGUGAAUUUGAUGCAGAACUGUUUCACCGCAUUGAAACUGUAGAGGAUGGUAAGUUCAUAGUGUAUGUCGCAUCAUCAGUUUCUGUUUUGGGCCAGAAACCUUACAGUCAAUUCAUGUUAAUGAGAAUUAGCGAAUUGGACCAAUUGGAAGAAAUCAGUAAACUUGAAUUUCCAGAUGAACUUCACCUGCGAGACUUUAAACUAUGUGGUAAGGAUGUUGCUGUUGUCAGCGAGGGUUAUGAUAGAUUAUUUUUGUUCAAGGAUUUCUUUAGAUUAGCAGCACUAAAGAGACCAAUGGCGAUCGCCAUAAAGAUGCCAGCCGCCUCGAAGAUCGAGAAAAUAUGUCCCAUUGGAACGGACUCGUUUGUAGUAGCGGUGAGCUGUGAAGGAAGAUCAGAUCAUUUAUCAGAAUUGUUAUUUUGCAACAGGGAUGAUAUUUGUUUAAACCGCGAAAGCGAUUCAGAUUCCUCUAAAGGUGAUGUCCUUUAUGAUGCGGCUGUUGUGGAUGAUAUUCAAAGAAGAGAGGAAGGCGAUUUUUAUCGAAUUGAACUCGAUGAGGACGAGGAAGAUGAAGAUGACGAAGAUGAAGACGAUGACAACGGAGGUCCCAUUGGAUUAAGGCUUGCUAGAAGAGGUGAUAAUUGGGAUGGUAAUUAUCGUGAUUUUUUGGAUCGUAUCAUUAAUGGGCCAAGAUUUGCAUCAAACGAAGAUUGGGAAUUUGAUGAUGUUGACAUGGAAUACGAAGCUGGUGAACAUGAAGAGAACGAUCGAGAAUCUGACAGUGAUGAGGAUAUGUUAGAUACCGAUGACAUGGAUGAAAUGGAUGAAACCGAUGCAUUUGGUAGAAGAAGUGAUUAUAAUUUUCCCUUCAACACUGACUCCACUCAGGCAACUGGAUCCGAAGCGUUGGGUUGUCUAUUUAACACAUCUGACCUGGCGGAAUCCAUUUCAUCAUCAAGAUUUCGCAAGCCAUAUCAGGUGAUUAAUUUGGAUAAAUCAAUCAAGGAUAUUAGAUACAGUUCCGAGGAGAAAAAGCUCUUCGUAUUAACAAUGGAUGGAUCUGUCCUCAUUUUCCGUGGAUUUUACCAAAAUUUACAAAAGGAUCAUGAGAAAAUAGGUGAUGGUGUCGUUAACAUUUUAAAGAAACCGAUUGCAGGGCAUGUUGCACCAAAGAUAACAGAAUCCGGAAUCUGUACCAUAGAUAGUGAAGGCCGUGUUAAAGAGUGGCCGUGGUUGUAG
Molecule: messenger RNA, 4206 nt
Organism: Zygosaccharomyces rouxii
Lineage: Eukaryota; Fungi; Ascomycota; Saccharomycetes; Saccharomycetales; Saccharomycetaceae
Gene: MMS1
Product: Mms1p
Exons: 1
Coding region: 1-4206 (1401 amino acids)
Source: RefSeq, a predicted model, not a curated record